AUGCUUUCGGAUGAAGCCUCGCGCAAGUCGGUUCUGGUCGGGCGCAUUAUCAAAAAUCCCUACCGCCAAGAGCUGCACUUGCAAUGGAUCAUAGAGUUGCGGUUUAGAGCCGCUUUUUCGAAUGCUUUCGGAUGGAGCCUCGCGCAAGUCGUUCCAGGUCCGUUGCAUUAUAAAAAAUCCCUGGCGCUACCGCCAAGCGCUGCACUUGCAAUGGCUCAAUCGUUUACGGUUAAGAACCGAUUUUCAAAAUGCUUUCGGAUGAAGCCUCGCGCAAGUCGGUUCUGGUCGGGCGCAUUAUCAAAAAUCCCUACCGCCAAGAGCUGCACUUGCAAUGGAUCAUAGAGUUGCGGUUUAGAGCCGCUUUUUCAAAUGCUUUCGGGUGAAGCCUCGCGCAAGUCGUUUUGGGUCCGUUGCAUUUUCCAUGAUCCCUGACGCUACCGCCAAGCGCUGCACUUGCAAUGGCUCAAUCGUUUACGGUUUAGAGCCACUUUUUGAGAUUUUCGAUGCAGUCACGCGCAAGUCGUUUUUGGUCCGUUGCAUUGUCCAGGAUACCUGUUGCUACCGCCAACUGCUGCACUUGCAAUGGCUCAAUCGUUGA
Messenger RNA from Caenorhabditis auriculariae, 598 nucleotides. The record is from the annotation of a GenBank genome assembly. Lineage: Eukaryota; Metazoa; Nematoda; Chromadorea; Rhabditida; Rhabditidae.